CAAACAUCCAUUCAAUAUCCCAUUCCUCCAAAUGGCAGUCUCAUACCUAUAAAAACGUAGACUUUGAGUUGUAACACCUAAAAAUAAAUCUCUCCUCUUAAAACCCAAAAUGGCAAGACUCUCUUUCUUCUCGUUUCUAUCCAUCUUCUUCCUUUCUAUUACCUUGACUACUUUAGUACCUUCAAAGCAAGUCUCUGCAGUUCCCCUCUCGACCGAUUCAAGGUGGAUUGUGGAUGAGAAGGGCCAAAGAGUGAAACUAGCAUGCGUAAACUGGGUUUCACAUCUGGAGGCAGUAGUUGCAGAAGGGCUUAGCAGAGAACCCAUGGAUUUAAUUGCAAAGAAGAUUGUCUCUAUGGGAUUCAAUUGUGUGAGACUCACUUGGCCGCUUUAUUUGGUCACUAAUGAGACCUAUGCUUCUCUUACUGUAAAACAAUCUUUUCAAAACCUUGGCUUGCUUGAAUCCAUUUCUGGUAUUCAAGCCAAUAACCCCGCCAUUAUUGAUCUUCCACUCAUCAAGGCUUAUCAGGCAGUGGUGUCUAGCCUUGGGGACAAUAACGUGCUAGUGAUCCUAGACAAUCACAUAAGCAAGCCUGGUUGGUGUUGCAGUAACUUUGACGGCAAUGGCUUCUUUGGCGACAGUUACUUUAACCCUGACCUAUGGAUUAAUGGCUUAACCCAAAUGGCCACCAUUUUUAAUGGUGUUCCCAAUGUUGUUGGUUUGAGCCUGAGGAACGAGCUUCGAGGUCAAAAACAAAAUGUAAACGAUUGGUACAGGUACAUGGAAAAAGGAGCUGAAGCAGUACAUUCAGCAAAUCCGGACGUACUUGUUAUUCUUUCUGGUCUGAAUUACGACAAAGAUUUGUCAUUCCUACGCAAUCGUCCGGUGAACCUCACAUUCACCGGAAAAUUAGUAUUCGAAGUACAUUGGUAUGGAUUUUCAGAUGGGCAAGCAUGGAAAAAUGGAAACCCUAACCAGGUUUGUGGAAGAGUGACGAGUAAUAUGAUGAGGAUGUCAGGAUAUUUGUUAGAUCAAGGUUGGCCAUUGUUCGUGAGCGAGUUUGGAAUUGAUCAAAGAGGUACAAAUGUAAAUGAUAAUAGGUACUUGGGUUGCUUCUUGGGUUGGGCAGCUGAGCUUGACUUGGAUUGGGCAUUGUGGACACUAGUUGGAAGCUAUUAUUUAAGGGAAGGUGUUCUUGGGUUAAAUGAGUAUUAUGGGGUGUUAAAUUGGAAUUGGUGUGACAUCAGGAAUUCAAGCUUCUUGCAGCAAAUAUCUGCCCUGCAAUCACCUUUUCAAGGACCAGGUGUGUCAGAAAGUAAUCUACAUAAAGUGAUUUUCCACCCAUUAACAGGUCUCUGUGUACAAAGAAAAUCAAUGCUAGAGCCAUUGAAGUUAGGUCCUUGUACUGACUCUGAAGCAUGGAGAUAUACACCACAGAAGAUUCUAUCUCUUAAAGGAACAUAUUUCUGCUUACAAGCAGAUGAAUUGGGCAAACCAGCAAAACUUGGAGUGAUCUGCACAGACUCCGAUUCAAAAUGGGAUGUCAUCUCAGAUUCUAACAUGCAUCUUUCAUCUAAGAUCAGUAAUGGCACAACCAUUUGCCUAGAUGUAGACUCCAACAACACCAUUGUUAUAAAUACUUGCAAAUGUUUGAGUAGGGAUAAUACAUGCGACCCAGGAAGUCAAUGGUUCAAAUUGGUUAACAGCACAAGAAGUUCAACCAUGGCAAAACCCUCUUUCGGAAUCAAUUCGAUCUUAGACUAUACCAAGCAAAAGCUUUCCUAUGGAAGUUUUAGGGCUUAGCAUAAAAGAAGCAGUUGAUGAAGCAACUUGAUUUAGGGAUUAAACAUUUGAACAGUAUUUAAGAUUCUUCAAUGUGGUCAUAGAAAAAAAUGUGAAAUUCUAACUAGAAGAGAUGGGUAGUGCUACUUUUUACUGUAUAAUCAGAGGAAGAGAUUAUUCAAGGAAGAAAGACAUGCAAAAAUGCUCAAGUGGUAGAACACUUUUUGCAUAUAUACCCUUUCCUGUUUCGAGUCUGGUGAGUUCACAGUUGCCAGAGAACUUUUUGCCUUUCAUAUUUCCAUAGCAGUAUUGUAAUGAAAGAAAAGGAAAGAUUAGUCACUUGUACCUUGGAGGGCUAGGACUUGUAACUUUCAACAUUUGAGAAAAUAAUUGUUUAGAUUUCAAACUUAAACAAAA
Molecule: messenger RNA, 2197 nt
Organism: Jatropha curcas
Lineage: Eukaryota; Viridiplantae; Streptophyta; Magnoliopsida; Malpighiales; Euphorbiaceae
Product: Cellulase (glycosyl hydrolase family 5) protein
Biological process (GO): polysaccharide catabolic process
Molecular function (GO): hydrolase activity, hydrolyzing O-glycosyl compounds
Source: RefSeq, a predicted model, not a curated record